AUGCGGUUGUAUCUGGCUUGCUACGUUUUUGUCAUAUUGUUCGUGGCACAGAUAAGGUCGAAUCACAUCAUCUCGCAUCGCUUAUCACUUUUCAUACAACGACACUGGUAUAAUAAUAUAUCACAGAUAUAUCGUUUAAACGAUUGCAAAUAUUCUAAAGUGAGAGUAGAGGCCGCCAAGAAAGUCUUUAUCAUCAUUAGCAAAACGCAUUGGUGCAAUGAAGGGAUCAAAGCGGUGUUUGGCGUAAGUGCCGAAACAAGGAGAAAUAGCUCGAAUGUGAUUGCGUGGGCUAUGCCGUACAAUUACACUGGAUCGAUAGAUCCGCGUAGCAGAUGCCGAGAUGAUGCAUAUUUUGAUAACGCUAGCAGAACUGCUUAUGGAUUAAUGAGGGUCGAUUUGCUUUGCCGUAAAAGACAACCACGUUUAGUGCGACGAAUUUGGAAGCGAUCUCUUCAGGAGAAGCACCAUCCAUUCACAGUUACUACCUCUGAAAACAACGAAAGCCUUUUCACAAUAACAAUCGGCGUGCUAUUGUACGCUGUGUUUGGGGUGUGUUUUUUGGGGACUAACUUGGCAUACUUGUCCGGGAUAUUCAUCGUUUAUGACUCAUCUGUUAUUGAAGAAGACAAAAAAAGAAGAAAAUCAAGGCUUAUACAACAGAUAAAGUGCUAA
Messenger RNA from Cercopithifilaria johnstoni, 672 nucleotides. Lineage: Eukaryota; Metazoa; Nematoda; Chromadorea; Rhabditida; Onchocercidae. The record is from the annotation of a GenBank genome assembly.